AUGUUAAGAGAAAGAACUAUCUUAAAAAGAGGCAAAGAGGUAGAAUAUAACCAAGAGAUACUUUUAGAACAUCUGAAAAAAAUGGCAGUUGGGCUUGACUCAACGUUCAUUAAAGUAACUGAAUUAGCAGAGAAGAUAACCAUGGGAGUGUGUGAUGGCAUGACCACAGAGGAGCUAGGAACUCUCACAGCAGAGACAGCGGCGACUAUGACAACAAGUCAUCCACACUACUCUCUGCUUGCAGGUCGAAUAGAGGCGUCGCUUCUUCAGAAGAGUACCCCUUCGACAUUUUCAGAUGCAAUGUGCAUGCUUGCCACAACAUCCAUAAAUGGGACCGACCUUAAAACCGAAAUUAUCUCACCCGAUAUAAUUGAGAUAGUUAUGAAGAACAAAGAAAGACUGGAUGCUGCCAUACAGAACGACAGGGACUUUGAGUUCUCAUACUUUGGAAUUAAGACCCUGACAAGAUCGUAUCUCCUGAAAGUUAACAAUGUAAUUGUAGAGAGACCGCAAUACAUGUGGAUGCGUGUGAGUGUGGGGAUCCACAGGGAUGAUAUUGAUGCUGUAAUAGAGACGUAUGAGCUUAUGUCUACCAAGCACUUCAUACACGCGACCCCCACCUUGUUCAACAGUGGAACCAUCUCGCCACAGCUCUCCAGCUGUUUCUUGCUCGCCAUGCAGAGCGACUCAAUUGAUGGAAUAUACAACACUCUAAAGCAGUGUGCAGUUAUAUCCAAGCAUGCAGGAGGAAUAGGCGUAAACAUUCAUAACAUUAGAGGCACAGGCUCAUACAUUAAGGGCACCUUUGGGCACUCAAAUGGAAUUAUUCCUAUGUUGCGUGUAUUUGAUGCAACAUCAAAAUAUGUUGACCAAGGGGGAAACAAGAGGCCUGGGUCUAUUGUGGUUUACAUAGAGCCAUGGCACAGAGACAUAUUCGACUUCUUGGAUUUGAAAAAAAACACAGGAAAGGAGGAAAUGCGUGCAAGAAACCUUUUCUUGGGACUGUGGAUUCCAGACCUUUUCAUGCGCAGAGUGGAAGAGGAUGGUGAUUGGUGUCUCUUCUGCCCAAACCUGGCAAAAGGCCUUCAUGAGAAAUACGGAAGCGAGUUCGAAGAGCUGUACACUACAUACGAGAAGACGCCAGAAAUUGAGAAAAAGGUUAUUUCUGCAAGAAAGCUCUGGAAGGCCAUUCUGGAGGCAGAAAUUGAGACUGGUGUUCCAUACAUCCUCUACAAGGACAGCUGCAACCGAAAGAGCAAUCAAAAGAACCUCGGGGUCAUCAAGGGAAGUAACCUUUGUGCUGAAAUUGUAGAGUAUACAGACCCAAGUGAGAUUGCAGUGUGUAACCUAGCAUCUCUAGCUCUUCCAACCUACAUUGAGAACAAGCAGUUUAACUUUAAUAAGCUGAAAGAGGUCGCAAAGAUUGUCGCAAAAAAUCUGAAUAAAAUCAUCGAUGUAAACAAGUACCCACUGGAGGAAGCCAAAUACUCAAACCUAAAGAAUAGACCAAUUGGAAUUGGCGUGCAGGGUCUGGCUGACGUGUACAUUCUCUUGGGAUAUCCGUUUGAAAGCAAGGAAGCGGCAGAGUUAAACAAGGCCAUAUUCGAGACCAUUUACUACGGAGCCCUGGAGGCAUCUUGCGAGCUUGCAGAAAUACACGGACCAUACAAGUCAUAUGCUGGAAGUCCUGUUAGCCAGGGCGUUCUGCAGUACGACAUGUGGGAUGUCCAGCCCUCAGACAGAUGGGACUGGGCCGGGCUAAAGAAGCGCAUUGCAACCCACGGAGUCAGAAACAGUCUUCUUGUUGCACUUAUGCCCACUGCAUCAACUUCGCAGAUUCUCGGAUUCAAUGAGUGCUUCGAAGGGUUUACCAGCAAUAUUUACACAAGAAGAACCCUCUCUGGAGAGUUCCAGAUUGUAAACAUGCAUCUGGUAAAGGAUCUGGCAGAUCUAGGACUAUGGGGACCCGAAAUGAAGAAUAUUAUCAUAGAACACGAGGGAUCUAUCCAAAACAUUCCAAGCAUACCUGACAACAUUAAGUUGCUCUACAAAACAGUCUGGGAAAUAAAACAGAAGGCAGUUAUUGACCAGGCUGCAGACAGAGGCGCAUAUGUAGAUCAGAGUCAGUCUAUGAACAUCCACAUAUCUGCGCCCACAUUUGCACAGCUGACCAGCAUGCACUUUUACGGAUGGAAAAAGGGCUUGAAAACAGGCACUUAUUAUUUAAGAACAAAGCCAACCCAGGCAGCAAUCAAGUUUACAGUGGACAAACAGCAGGCCAAGGAGUACUUACAGAAAGAAAGCAGCCCCCCAGCAACAUGCUCUCUUGAUGGAGACUGCUUAAGCUGUGGAAGCUAA
This is a messenger RNA of Nematocida ausubeli, 2358 nucleotides long. RefSeq lists its product as uncharacterized. Bases 1 to 2358 code for a protein of 785 amino acids. Lineage: Eukaryota; Fungi; Microsporidia. The transcript has a single exon. Gene Ontology annotation, molecular function: ribonucleoside-diphosphate reductase activity, thioredoxin disulfide as acceptor; ATP binding. Gene Ontology annotation, cellular component: ribonucleoside-diphosphate reductase complex. Gene Ontology annotation, biological process: DNA replication; deoxyribonucleotide biosynthetic process. The record is from RefSeq and is a predicted model, not a curated record.